CUCGAGGUAAGUCUGCAAACCGACGAUAUUUGCCUGGAAAUUUUAGUAUUAAUAAAUUAUAUCGAAUGUACAAUAAUGAACAGCCUGACGAAUUAUUAAAAUUAAAAAAAAAAACAUUUUUUCAAAAGAUUUUUACCACUGAAUAUAACAUUGGCUUUGGCACGCCGACCACAGAUGCCUGCUCUAAAUGUAUUGAACUUAAAGGUAAAGUUAAAAAUAAAACCAAUGCCCAAACGAAAAAUAAAUUCAUGACUGACAUGGCAUUUCAUAAAAUGCGAUAUAAAGCUUUUUUUAGAAAACUGCAAGAAAAGAGAGAGGAUCUUUUAACACUCAGUUUUUAUUGUCAAAAAAAUUUAGUUUUACCCAAAGUUCAAGAUCAGACGGCAUACUAUAGUCGACAAAUUUACAUUUACAAUAAUUUUUCCAUUGUGAAGGGAAGCUCAAAAGACGGUUUGUCUCCUGAAAAUGUAUUUUGUUAUACUUGGAUGGAGCACGAGCAUAAAAAGGGUGCUAAUGAAAUUGCUUCCGCGGUAUUUCAUCAAUUGUCGAUCCUCGAAUUAUUGGCAUCUGUUUCUACAAUAAGGUUGUGUGCUGAUGGAUGCGGUGGGCAAAAUCGUAACUCGAUUAUAAUCGGAAUGCUGCACUAUUUUUUAGCAAAAGUUGCACCUCCAAACAUUAAGGAAAUACAAGUUAUUUUUCCUAUUACUGGACACUCGUUCUUACCUGACCGCGUGUUUGCUUCUAUAGAAAAGAAAUUGCAGCAUUCUACUAUUUUUAGGCCUGGAACUGACUUAAAUAUUUAUGAUUGGAAGACUUUUGCAGAAACUUACUUUAAAAAAACUGGAUCCUGGCACUUUAAAUUUAAUGAAGCGAAACGUUUUAUCCUUACCAAAUCUGCACAGCAAAAUGUGUUGCUCCGUGGAGAAACAUCUUAUAAUAGCGAUAUAUCCACUGGAAAAUUAAUUGUAAAAAAAGGGAUAAAAAUUAAAUCUGCUACAUUGCCAGGUCAGAUACCUAUGGGAGUGGCACUUAAAGCAGUAAAGAUUCAAGAUGUUAAGAAUCUUCUGAAAAAACACUUUGGCGAAACCUGGACCACAAUGGAGGAAUGCUCUUUCUACCAAAAUGUGUUGGAAACCAUGACAGCAAUUCAUGAAGCAGAAGAUCUUGAACAAGAUGAGUUUUGUGAAGGACAUGAAAAUGAGCAACUUGCUGAUCGAGUGUAAAUUUGUCAAAAUAUUAUUAUGUUUCUUAAUAAUUUAGUUUUGUUUUUAUUUUUUGACAGAGUUUUGUUUUUAAUUUUUGUAAACACCUUUAAAUAAUAAAAAUAA
Molecule: messenger RNA, 1328 nt
Organism: Anthonomus grandis grandis
Lineage: Eukaryota; Metazoa; Arthropoda; Insecta; Coleoptera; Curculionidae
Exons: 2
Coding region: 66-1223 (385 amino acids)
Source: RefSeq, a predicted model, not a curated record